AUGCGCACAGGGCUGACAGCGCGGGGCGGGGAGGAAGGCGUGGCCGCGGGAACGUGUAGGGGCGUGGCCGCCAGCCGUGGGCGUGGCCGCCGGCCGCGUGUAUCGGGGCAGAGCCCACGUGAGCGGCAGCGCCCGCGCGAGGGAUCCUGGAUCUCCGCCCCGCCCAGAUCUCCCCCCGCCCCAUCCUGGAUCCCCUCCGGCCCCGCCCCUUUGACACAGACCCCGCCCACCAGACUCCUCCCUGGGCAAAGCCCCGCCCCCCUCCCGAAGCCCAGCGAAGCGGAGCGCUCCCCCUCCUUAGGCCACGGCCUCCCGCGCUCUGAACCCAGGACAAUUGGCAAAGGGGGGGCGAUGGCGAAGGCCGUCAUGGAGAAGCCGGGGGCUUGGGUGCAGCUCAGCCAGAAGCCGGAGGGUCUCAACCUCCAGGAGCGGGUGGUGACAGUCAAUGGCAAAGCCACCCAGCUCCACACCGCCAUCCACAUCAUCGUCCGCAAGAUCCAGGAGGAUCUGCAGAACAACGGUUGCCUCAACAUCAGCUACACCAAUGUCACUGGGCUGGUGGCCAACUCCAAUCCCACCAGUUCACCCUACGCCAGCUCCACGGACACCUUGCACCCAAGUGCCACCAUCUUGGGUGCUCCUGGCACUUUGGGUGCCUUCACCGCCGCUCCCGGUUUUACUAGCAGUGACCUGUUGGCUAUCGGCACCGCCUUGAACACCUUGGCCAGUUACAGUUACAACCCGGUGGUGGGGCUGGGCUUGGGUUCAGCAGCAGUGGCGGCCAGUGUGAACCUGGCGGCAGCCACCAACCUCUUAGCUUCCUACGCGAAUGAUGCGGUUGCUGGCCUGGUGGCGCCCACCUUUGCCUUGGGUUCGUUGCCCUCCACCAACGGUUACUUGGCCCCAGUGGCCACUGCCACUGGCUUGUUUUUGGCACCUGAGAAGCUGAUUGAGGGCACCAAGGAGCUGAUGGAGAUCGCGGUGCCGGAGAACCUGGUGGGCGCCAUCCUGGGCAAGGGGGGGAAGACCUUGGUGGAGUACCAGGAGCUGAUGGGUGCCUGGAUCCAGAUCUCCAAGAAGGGUGACUCCAUCCCCGGCACCCGCAACCACAAAGUCAAUCAUGGGUCCCCCGGCUGCCACCCAAGCCGCCCAGUAUCUCAUCAGCCAACGUGUCACCUAGGAGCAGGGCAUGGCAUGAGGACCACCAACAUGCCCAAAGUGGGCUAGGGCUGGUCACCCAGUGGAUGGGGUGGCCCAUGACCAUGGUGGCAUCUCCAAAGGUCCUUUGGGUGGCCAACAGC
Molecule: messenger RNA, 1301 nt
Organism: Harpia harpyja (harpy eagle)
Lineage: Eukaryota; Metazoa; Chordata; Aves; Accipitriformes; Accipitridae
Gene: NOVA2
Product: NOVA alternative splicing regulator 2
Exons: 2
Coding region: 1-1227 (408 amino acids)
Biological process (GO): regulation of alternative mRNA splicing, via spliceosome; mRNA splicing, via spliceosome
Cellular component (GO): cytoplasm; nucleus
Molecular function (GO): mRNA binding
Source: RefSeq, a predicted model, not a curated record